This is a messenger RNA of Manihot esculenta (cassava), 2874 nucleotides long. RefSeq lists its product as uncharacterized. Gene Ontology annotation, molecular function: protein binding. The record is from RefSeq and is a predicted model, not a curated record. Lineage: Eukaryota; Viridiplantae; Streptophyta; Magnoliopsida; Malpighiales; Euphorbiaceae. The coding region runs from base 547 to 2301 and encodes 584 amino acids. The transcript is spliced from 2 exons.
UUUUGUCUAGAAAUGAAGGUUUGUAGUUCGCUUCACACCUUCUUGACGGAGUUCUUCGCCGGAAAUUUAUUAGAGGGGAGAUUAAAAUUUUAUCCAGGUCCAUAAGAAUCCCUGUAAUUAUCAAAUAUAAAUCGAAUUUCUCCUCCUUUCUUGGAUCUGUCUCAGUUCAUUCUCGUAGUUUUACUUUUUCGGUUUCUUUUUUCCGAUCCGAUUUUCCUGGAAAGUAAUGUUCGCUUAUGGGGACUAGAAGGUUUUCUGAACUUCAAAACAUCGUAUUCUAACAUCCUUUGUGGGAAAAGAGAGAGAUUUGGAUAAGAUUGAAUUGAAAUUUCUAUUUGUUGUUUGACAUAUUUGAUUGUUUCGUUGAUUUUCAGGUCGCAGAAGAUUCAAGGGGAGGAAAUUAGAUAAUGAAAUGUAAAACAAAGACUUUUUAUCAGAUCUGUUGAUUUUCGGGAAAUUGUAUUGCAUUUAUUCUUUCAGUCCUUGUUUGGCUUGUUGAGCUCUUUUCUAAAGUUAUUAACUUUAGCUUUCCUUUCUGCUGAGAAAAUGGGAAUGAAAGUAGCUACGACCAGUUUUCAAUGCUCGCAACCAAUUAUACCUCGUUCUCCUUCUUCCUCUCAAACCCUAGCCUCUGCAAUCUCAUCUCCUUCCUCUAAAAGUUGGUGUCAUUCAGAUGGAACUGGAGCUCUAGCACUUUUCUGCCGAUACGUACACAGAUUAGACCGUUUCGCUCUGGUUGGCACUUCAUCGACCAAGCUCCAGAGGUCACGAUCUUUUGACCAUCCAAAGUCGAGAACGCACACUAUAAGAAGAGCUUCCAGUGCAAGCUUAGAUGCCUUCUCGGACGAAGAAUUUUCCAAGAAAAUCCAAGAGCUGGCGCUCAGAUUCCAGCUCUCAGAUGAUGAUGAUGACUAUACAAGUAGCAAAGUGGAUUCUGGAUCAGAGUUAGGCUCUGAUUCUAGAGAUAGUCACGGCGUGAAUAGAGCAGAGAGUUGUAAUGGAGUUUCUGAAGAAUCUUUAAGUUUGCAGAAGCAAAGACAAUUCCCUCUGGAGCCUGUAGAGCCUCCGUGGCCAGAAAUCCAACAAGAGCUAUUGGAUUGGUGUGGAAGGGAUGAUACUAUUCCAGCGAGUAUCGAGAGGAAAGCUAACAGCGGUGACGUUCCGCUUUCUCUUAGAAUGAUAAAGAAAAAGAUGCAAUGGCAUGAGGGAUUCAGGGAUGCAGGAGAAUCUGCUUAUUGUUCAGUGAAAAAGGCGUUUUCUUCUAUGGUUUUUAUAAUUCGAGAACUACAUAGCUACACCUUGCAAAUGAGAGAGCUUCUAUUCGCCGAAGAUUUGCAAGCGAUUAUUGCUCGGGUACAGAAAGAAAUGCACGCUUCCUUCGUUUGGUUAUUUCAGCAAGUGUUUUCACAAACACCGACUCUGAUGGUGUAUGUGAUGAUUCUGCUUGCGAACUUUACCGUAUAUUCUAUGGGCAGGAACACCGCAAUUGCAGCCUCACCACCAAUUGGGUCUUAUGCAGCCACCACAGAAAGUGUUUCAGUUGUUCAAAUUCAAGAACAAAAGAAUCAAAAGUUUGAUUCUUCAUCAGUAAAAAAGUUCUCAAUAUCUUCCUCGGGUAGCAAAUCAACUUCUAUUGGGGGUAACAAUGGCGGUGGAGGUAAGGUCCGGCCAAAUGCCAGCGGAACUGACGGUGAUGGAUGGUUUGACCGUUCGGACCAAUUUAGAACAAUCGUCCCUGAUGGUGCUUCGCAACUAACCUCUCUAGGGGCUACAGGGGAGGCAGAGUCAAUAUCAGGGCAAGCAAGGAGAGAAGAGGAGUUAAGUGCAUGGAAUUCGAUCGUAGACGAAGCUUCCAAAAUGCAAGGUCUUGAUCACAAGACUAUGCAGAGUUUUGUUUCACCAAUUAAAGCAAAUAUUGAGCCGGAUGAUUAUGCAGAUUAUUUCAGAACAGAGCUAUUAUAUCAAACGGGAUUGACUCAAGACCCUAAUAAUCCUCUCCUCCUCGCCAACUAUGCUCAGUUCCUCUACCUCGUCGCCCAUGACUAUGACAGAGCAGAAGAUUACUUUAAGAGAGCGAUAGGAGUAGAGCCAGCAGACGCGGAGGCCUACAGCAAAUAUGCAAGCUUUCUAUGGAGAGUGAGAAAGGACUUGUGGGCAGCAGAGGAAACCUUCUUGGAAGCCAUUAACGCUGACCCUACAAACUCGUACUAUGCUGCCAAUUAUGCCCAUUUUCUAUGGAACACUGGUGCAGAGGAUACUUGUUUCCCGCUUAGCUCUCAAGAUAACACCCGAGAACUCUAAUGCACUGGGAAAAAAGAAAAAAGAAAAAGGAAGAAGAAAAGAUAAUACUGGAAGGAAGAGAGUAUGAAUCCUAUUAGUUAUCAUCGCCUUGCUCAUCUCAUUGUUGCCCACCUCGUGGGUCUUGACUGAGAAAAAAUAAGUUAAUUAAAAGUAAUAGAAAUGAAACGAAAGAAAAAGAAAAUGGAAUAUCUUUGUUAGUUUUUUUUAUUUUUUUACUAUAAAUUUUGUUAACCGGGGGAAAGGAAGGUGUGGUCUUGGUUCAUGGAGGGACGGUGUGUAUAAGCUGGGAUGCACGUGACCGAGGAGGGAGUUUGGGAAGAAGCAAACAGAUAAAUGGCGACACUCGCCAUGAACUUGGCCUGGCGUGUCUUCUGCUCUCGCAAUCUCAAUUGCAGGCUUUUGCGCAGUUUCAAUGUUGUUUUUCUUUUUCUGGGACAUAUCACAUGACAAAAUGUAAUUAUUCAUUUUCUUAAUACAUCGCGCUUGUAAGGUGGUGAAAAACGAACGGCUGAACGAUAGAGAAUUUACAUGUAAUUAUUUAUUUAUAUUACUUUUACUAUUAUAUGUAGAUAA